AUGUCUUCGAACCACGCAUCUCUUGAUGCCGCGGCUGUAGAACGUAAAGCUCGACUUGCAAAAUUGGCCUCGCUCAAGCGCAAACAACCACCAACAGACGGGGAUGAAUCAAGUGGUCGAACAGACACCUCCCCGCCAGAUGUUGCUGUCUUUUCGGAUACCUCCAAAUACCUCUCUGGUCGCAACUAUGAUGCUACCGUCCGUGGUCCAAAAUUAGGCUUUGAGAAUGCCCCCUCAGAUGGCAGGCCAACCCUCGAGGACCGGGCAGAAAGCCUAGCACAAGCAGCCCGAGAGCAGGAACAGCAAGAGCAGAAGGAAGAGAAGCCUCUAGAUCUCUUCAAGUUGCAGCCCAAGAAGCCUAAUUGGGAUUUAAAAAGAGACCUAGCAAAGAAGAUGGAUGUCUUAGACCAGAGGACAGACAAUGCAAUCGCAAGGAUGGUAAGGGAAAGAAUCGAGGACCAGAAAAGAAAGGAGAGAGAUAAACUGAAUGGCGACCUUCAAAAUGGAGACGGUGAAAGCGUGGGCAUCGCCGGUGUAGAUCUCGUUGAGGGGGUCAAGGUUCGCGAGAGGGAGGAGGAAGAAGAAGAGCGGAGGGAGAGGGAAGACGAGGAUAGCGAGGAGGUUUAA
This is a messenger RNA of Bacidia gigantensis, 627 nucleotides long. RefSeq lists its product as uncharacterized. The transcript has a single exon. Lineage: Eukaryota; Fungi; Ascomycota; Lecanoromycetes; Lecanorales; Ramalinaceae. Gene Ontology annotation, cellular component: post-mRNA release spliceosomal complex; U2-type spliceosomal complex. The record is from RefSeq and is a predicted model, not a curated record. The coding region runs from base 1 to 627 and encodes 208 amino acids.